UUCACCUUUUAAAUUGUCUAAUGAUCCUUUAACGAUUCUUGAUAUUGAGUAGUAUUGUCAUGAACAUUCGGUGUUGUAUCAAAUGCUUCUCGUAGUUAGUUCCUUUUUUAGAAAUAUAAUUUGUACAGUAAAUUAUAUAUAAACAGGUUCACCAUCGCCCCGCAAGAAACGCAACAACUCGACUCCUACAAAGAAAAACGCAGCAGAGAAAAAACAAAUACUUCAACAGUUGAUUAGUCCAGCCUCAGCUAAUGACCAUUCAAAAAAGAUAACAAUGGGAGAGCUAAUACAAAUGUCAGAGAAGCGUACAUUAAGCACAGUUGAAAGUGCACCAGCUUUUGUUGAAUAUGGUGUAGAUAAUAAAGACACAUCAUUUGCCAGUGAAGGCUCUACUCCAUCGACUUCGCCAUCGAUGAGGCAUAUAUCAGACCCGAAACUGGAGAAGAAAGUCACUUUUGCUAGGUUAUUGAAUAAAGUAUCAGCUGAAAUGAGCUCCAGUUCUGAUGUAGACAUGGUAAACACUAUAGCUAUUCCAAUGGCUGUUAUAGCUGAUAGAACAGUUAAGGCUAAAGCGUCAAGCACUCCCCCAUCCCCAGGUGUAGAAGUUAGAUCUCCACAUAGCACCUCAAGCAAUCAAGGCAGCGACUCUAUGUCAAGCCUCGACUUGACUUUAGCUCAUGCUGCCUUAAAGAAGUAUUCGAGAACUCCAAAAAUUUCAAGUGCGGACUCAAUACUAGCAAUGUUCCGAAACUUCUCGUCAUCAACCGCCGCUGUGUCCAGAGCGUCUUCCGGCGGUAUAUCGGCGUCCAGCACCCCGACUGCCUCGUCUCCACAGGACGACACCGUCGACGACGACAUAUCUCUCGCCUCAUCACACAUACCCUCACUAGCGCCCGAUUCACCGGUCGCUAGACCUCACAACACCAUUGAGAUUCAGGUUCUUGAUCCGCUGAGCGCUCACAAAUCAACUAAUUCAGGAAGCAAUCUACUUCACCCUCCCUCAAUCCUUCUUGAAGUUCCGAGUACUAUAAACAAAUGCCUAUCACCAAUACGAGAACUCCCCACUCCUUUACCAACUCCUCUGCCAACUCCCUUAGCAACACCUUUACCUUCGCCGAGAAUGCCCAGAUCCAAAAUGGAAUCAGAUAUCAAGAGUGAAUCAACAACUUGUCUUUCCCCUAGCGAAGACGAAUUAGAUGAAAUCAAACCGGAAAAACCUGAACGACCCAGUACAGGCUUAAGAUUAAAGUUACGACAGCCAGCGAUUAGUAUAGACACGCCGACGCCGUCCACUCACGUGACUGAUUCGCCUACUCCCAGUUUCACGCACAGCCAAGAUUCGGAACGCGAGAUGUCUUCUCCGUCACCUGCGCCACCAACAUUAAGAGUUCCAGUCCUCAUGAUUGAGCGACCGUCACCAGGCUCGCCACCACCGAGACGAACACCUCCACAUUUAGAAUUCCAGCCACCACCGUUGAUAACAGUCACCUAUAACGCUAGCGAAGAAUCAGACGAACCACUUUCUCCGAGACCACCGCCUCCAUCAGCAAACAUGUGCUAUUUAAGUCCAUUUUCAAUGUCCGCUCGCGGUGAGAGAGCGCCUUCAGAAUCAAAUCUAUCAUCAUCUGGGUACAGUUCCAUGGCAAGCCCGGGUCCAUCCCGGUGCGGUUCGAGCAAUCCGCUUUGUCCUUCAGAAAUGGAAGAUCCAGGUUCAGGAGGUGGACCAUCGUGUUUUCAGCCAAGACGACGACCUUUGAUGAAAACCAAUUCGAGUCCUGCCGGUUCGAGUAACGAUAAUAAUGAACGGCGACGCGGCAGAUCCGAUUCGGAAACUUUGUCCGAUGAUCCUCUGCUAGAGUCUAACGACGAAGGGAUCGGCACCGAUGAAAGAGUCGAUGACGUACCCUCAAGUGCUAAAGAAAUGGAGAAUUUGGUCCUUUUGAAGGAGACUUUAGAGAUACCUCAAAUUUGUUCCCCGAGUGGUGUAACGAAAUGUUCUAUAGUGAAAUGUAUAAGUGUUGAGAGAGGAUUAGAUGAAAGAACUAGCUUGAAGCCACCGAUGUUGCUGUCUGACGGCAGCCGACCGCUCAGCCCCGUUAGCUCUCGUAGUGAAAGUCCACUAAGUGAUAAAACGGGCAUGGGAAGAUUUUCUCCGCAGUUUUAUGGACGUCAGCUACCAUUUACAGAUUCAGACGGCCUGUACGACUUUCCUAGUUCUGAGUGUGUAAAGGGAGGUAUUUGUAAAGCAGGAAACAAUGCACACAGAAAGGCUGGCAGAAGAAGAGAUCGACGGACAACGAGAACUGUUUCACAUGAUGUGUCAGUCGCAACUAAAACAACACUUCCUCAUAUGCCGCAUUCUAUGCACAAUUUGCUUGAGGUGCCAUGUUGCAACCGCGGCCGAAAGGUAGGUAGACGUCGUUCUCGGUCGCAGGCGCCGGCGCUCGCCUCCUCCUCAUCAUCAGAAGACACCGUGAGCAAUGCUUCAGUGGCAUCUGUAGCAUCAGCACGGGAAUUGCGACUACCGCCAGAUUUAGAAAUGCAGCCGUGUGAGGUCCGCCAAAGAAAACCGCUUCGGAGACAAAAGUGCCGUAGUUCUGAGGAUACUUCGUCAAAAAUAUCAUCAAGCUUGGACCUGACUGAGGACUCGCGUAAGCCGGUCAAAGUCAACAAGCUGAGGACCAUAAGCAAUCAGAUAAGAUUUCUCCGUCGACUGGAACGUAGCCUAAAAAUGAAGGAAAGUUAUCCCGCGCUGUCAGAUGACGAAGGUGACGAAUCGUCGAGCGUCACAUCACCUUUGCUGCAAGGACGGAAAGAUAUGAAUCCGAUGGGAGGCCACGCGAUAUCGGCGCCUCUGCUGUGUGCCGCGAGACCCAAAAUGAUGAGGCAAAGGCGUUACGACAAGUCGUUGUUAAGUGAGGAAAAUAGGACGUUAAAUGCCGCGGGGAACGACAAUUCCGAUUAAGUUUUAUGGUGACUUGUGAUCUUGUUAAAUUUCUACGAUUUUAUACAAAUUUUUGUGUUGUCUACUAAUUGCUGUACCUGUCUGUAUCGUCGUAUUCAAGUUCAAAAAUAACAAAAUCUAUUCACCGAUUUGAGGUUAACUAUUAGGCAGCAUUUAUAGCCUGCAUUUUGACAGCUGUCAUAUUGACAUUUAUGUAUACAAGAUUCUAAUGUAAUUGUGAUAUAUAGACCGAUAGGGCUAUCUCAACCGGUGGUCUUAAGUCAAACUAAAUUAUAAGAGCUCACUAGCGCCCCCCUGUCAACGUCAAAAACUAAAUCGAACUAUUGGUUUCUGGCAUCAAAAUGUCUGUAUAAAGCAGUUAUCUUUGUCAUUGUCUAUGACAAAACAAAGUUAACAAUGUAUUUUAAACGGGGAUUAUGAUCUCCGGAACCCAUGGUAAGUAGGUUUGAUACAUAUUCUGUACCUGUAUGAACCAACCGCGAUAGUAGCGCCCCUCACCGGUUCAGAUAUCCUUGUUUGACUAUACUUAAUAAGUAAUUCAAUGUAGUGCUAUAUGUAUACAGUAGAAUGUUACUUCAUUUUUUUUGUUUUUCUUUAGUUCUACUUUGAAUGAUUAGAACGCACCUAUUAGAAAAGGCUUGAUGAUGUAAGUAAUUAUCUUAUAGCAAUAACAAAAUUUUCUAGAAAUUAAUCAUGUUCUUAGAUAGAGCAGUUGUAGAUGGUUGUCCUGCACUACUCAAACUUAUUUUUUUUCAUUGUUGAAGUAGCCCUAGUCCCCCUUACUUAGGUUAGGCUCCGAGCCCCUCUAUGGGGACACAUAGUGAGCUGGUGAUGAUGAACUAGUGCUGUAUAUAAUAAGUUUGUAUUUGAAUUACUUUAUCCAGAUAUUCCUUAAACAUUUAAAAUACCAUAAAGUCCUUCUCCAAGAUUUAUUCUUUUUUGCGUAGAUAAGUACCCAGUUCAAAAUAAUUCUCAGAUGUUUUUCGCAUGCUAACACAAAUUGAAUUUUGGUGU
Papilio xuthus (Asian swallowtail) is the source of this 3979-nucleotide messenger RNA. RefSeq lists its product as uncharacterized. The transcript has 8 exons. NCBI's taxonomy places the organism in Eukaryota, Metazoa, Arthropoda, Insecta, Lepidoptera, Papilionidae. The record is from RefSeq and is a predicted model, not a curated record. The coding region runs from base 275 to 2965 and encodes 896 amino acids.